CGUCUGCUAAACGCCCUCAAUGUAAACGUCAACCCCUUCCCCACCCGCUGCUCUCCCGGUCCAGGUCUCUGCCAGAUCCUGGAGGUCUUCGUGAACCUGCUGCUGGUCAUCUGUGCGGGGGUCCCCUACAGCAACAAAGGGGGCUACGUGGACCUAGCGAGCCUGGGCUCCCUGUACCACUACUACUACGGCGGCGCCAACGCCUUCACCGGGACGGACAUCGCCCGCGUGAAGGAGCUGGACGUGAUGUUCCACCAGCUGAAGACGCCCCCCUACGCCUUCACCAUGGCCUGCGGGGGGGCCCUGAUGGCCUACGCCUGCGGCCUGCUGGCUCUGGGGGUGUUCCGGAUGUUCUACCGCUGCCCCCCCCUGCUGCUGGGCGAGGCCCUGCUGAACGCCCUCAUCGGGCUGGGCUACAUCCCCUCCCUGGCCUUCUACUUCAUCAAGCUGAAGGAGACGUACGACAGCCCGGUGUGUAAGGAGAGGGAGAGGAUGUACGCCAGUAAGGGCCACGAGGGCUUCAAGUGCCAGUACAACGGGGCCGACAUCGCGGGGGGGCUCUUUGGGGUUCUGGGCGUGGCGGUCUUCCCCGUAGGGGCGGUGUUGGCCAUCCGGGCGUUCAGGUCGGUACGGCAGAGGAGACGCUCGAAGGAGUCAAGGGAUGGCCCUCGACCGGAGGAGAGAGGUAACUACGUCUGAGGAGAGGAGAGGAGAGGAGAGGAGAGGAGAGGAGGUGCUCUGGAGGAGAGGUCACCACGUCUGGGACGCAGUACUGAGAAGGAGGAGAGUGGAGGUUGUUACAGAGAACAAAGCGCACACAGAUCAACACCAUUAUGCAUCUAUUUUAAAUUGUAAUAACUUUCUUAGUUCAUGUUUUAUAAUUCAAUUUUAUGUUUGUUUAUAUUAUUGCUGUUGUUGUGGUAUCGGUGCCGUUUCUGAGCCCUUCCUUAUGUUACUGUUCAUCAUGUUUACUGUGACGUCCCUGGUGAAUCAAUUCUUUAAGAGUUUUAUGAUUGAUCUGGAGAGUAAAUCCUUUCUCACACAACAGAAUCGAUAAUGCUGAAGGGAACAAUGCAGGGACUUUUCUAAUAGUUAUUUUGUUAAUAAACAUUGCCACCUUAUUAA
Molecule: messenger RNA, 1125 nt
Organism: Gadus macrocephalus (Pacific cod)
Lineage: Eukaryota; Metazoa; Chordata; Actinopteri; Gadiformes; Gadidae
Gene: marveld3
Product: MARVEL domain containing 3
Exons: 1
Cellular component (GO): membrane
Source: RefSeq, a predicted model, not a curated record